GCUUGACGUCGCUGAGUCCUUGGUGUGCUCGGAUCGGAUCAGCUCGGUUCUUGGACCUGUCGUGCUCCAGGAUGAAGUUCUGUUCGGCGCUGUUGGCUCUGCUCGCCUCCGUGGCCGUGGAGGCCACCAUCUAUUUCCGGGAGCAGUUUACGGACGGAGAUGGCUGGAAGACCCGCUGGCUGGAGUCAAAGCACAAGUCUGAUUACGGUCAAUGGAAACUGAGUUCUGGAAAGUUCUACGGAGACGCGGAGGCUGACAAAGGUCUCCAAACCAGCCAGGACGCCCGCUUCUACGCCCUGUCGGCCCGCUUUCCGCCCUUCAGCAACGAGGGGAAGACAUUGGUCGUCCAGUUCACCGUCAAGCACGAGCAGAAGAUUGACUGUGGAGGAGGCUACGUCAAGAUCUUCCCCUCCGACCUGGACCAGAGCGAAAUGCACGGAGACUCCAAAUAUUACCUGAUGUUCGGACCCGACAUCUGUGGCUACAGCACCAAGAAGGUCCACGUCAUCUUCAACUACAAAGGCCAGAACCAUCUCAUAAAGAAAGAUAUCAAGUGCAAGGAUGACGAGCUGACCCACUUAUACACGCUGAUCCUGAACCCAGACCAGACCUAUGAGGUGAGGAUUGACAACGAGAAGGUGGAGUCCGGCUCUCUGGAGGACGACUGGGACAUGCUGCCCCCCAAAAAGAUCAAGGAUCCUGAUGCCAAGAAGCCCAGCGACUGGGACGACCGGGCGACCAUCGACGACCCCAGUGAUACCAAACCUGAGGACUGGGACCAGCCCGAGACCAUCCCUGAUCCCGACGCCAAGAAGCCCGACGACUGGGAUGAGGACAUGGACGGUGAGUGGGAACCCCCCAUGAUCACCAACCCGGAGUUCAAGGGUGAUUGGAAACCCAAACAGAUCAGUAACCCCGACUACAAGGGAGCGUGGGUGCACCCCGAGGUGGACAACCCCGAGUACGCUCCCGACACCAACAUGUACCGCUUUGACGACAUCAGCGUCCUGGGCCUGGACCUUUGGCAGGUAAAGUCUGGAACAAUCUUUGAUAACUUCCUCAUCACCGAUGACGUCAAAGAGGCAGAGGAGGUCGCCAAGGAAACCUGGGAAGUCACCAAGGGUCCAGAGAAGAAGAUGAGGGACGAGCAGGAGGACAUAGAGAGGAAACUUCGGGAGGAAGAGGAGAAGACCCAAAAGGACGACGAGGAUGACAUUGAGGAAGAGGGCGAGGAAGAAAAAAUAAACGAUGAGGAGGAAGACAUGGAUGCUGGAGCAGAAGACGAUGAGGACAUUAAGAAGAAGGACGAGUUGUAGGAGUUUGCUGAUGAACCAAUAGACUUUUUUUUUCUAAAGCCGUGGGAGGAAGGGGAGGAGCCUAAUGUUCAUUUUCCUCUACUGCAAGUUUUCUAAUUUAAUCUAAUCGGUUAAGGAUUUUCUGUAUGUGUGUGUGGAUGCCUAUGUGUGAAAGAUGGGAUGGAGACAAGUGAGUAAAGUGGAUAUCCUGA
Molecule: messenger RNA, 1507 nt
Organism: Oryzias melastigma (Indian medaka)
Lineage: Eukaryota; Metazoa; Chordata; Actinopteri; Beloniformes; Adrianichthyidae
Product: calreticulin
Biological process (GO): protein folding
Cellular component (GO): endoplasmic reticulum membrane; endoplasmic reticulum
Molecular function (GO): calcium ion binding
Source: RefSeq, a predicted model, not a curated record